Molecule: messenger RNA, 3216 nt
Organism: Plasmodium gaboni
Lineage: Eukaryota; Apicomplexa; Aconoidasida; Haemosporida; Plasmodiidae
Product: exosome complex exonuclease RRP44
Exons: 1
Coding region: 1-3216 (1071 amino acids)
Biological process (GO): rRNA catabolic process
Cellular component (GO): cytoplasmic exosome (RNase complex); nuclear exosome (RNase complex)
Molecular function (GO): 3'-5'-RNA exonuclease activity; RNA binding; endonuclease activity
Source: RefSeq, a predicted model, not a curated record
AUGACUUUUUUAAAAUUGACAAAUCGAAAAGGGGAACGGCAUGUUCAGAAGUAUUUUUACAAAUUAAAUGCAAACAACAGAAUAAAUAGAAUAGUAAGAGAAGUAUAUUUAAGAAAUGAUAUAAGUUGUGGUAUAGAGAAAUGUAAUAUAUGUGAGAAUAAUAAAAAGAAAUUAUUAGAUGGAGAAAGAAAUAUUUUAAUAUUAGAUUUGAAUACAUUAAUAAAAUAUAUGGACUUUUUAUAUGAUUGUGAUAUUGAUAAUAUUUUAAUUCCGUUAUCUAUAUAUGAUUAUAUAAAAUCGUUUAAUAAAAUCUUAUAUAAGAAAUUACGUAAUUUGUGUUAUGAUAUUGAUGAAGAAAGUAUAAUAGAAGGAUCAUCUUUUUCUUCAUCUUCUUUUAAUCAUAAUAAGCGAUUUUGUGUUUUUGUCAAUACAUUUUGUAAAUUUACUUAUGUAGAAGAUAAUAAAGAUAAUAAAGGAUUUAAUAAGGAAUUACAAGAAAUUAUAAAAAUAGUUAUAUGGUUGAAACAUCAUAAUAAUAAUUUAAAUAUAAAAGUUAUAAGUAAUAAUAAAUUAUUGCAAGAAGAUUGUUAUAAUAAUGAUAUUCCUUGUAGUACAUUAUUUGAAUAUGUAAAUGAAUUAAUGAAAGGAAAUACUAAUAAAAAAAAAAAAGAAGGAAAGAAAUUUAAUAUGGAUACAUUAAAAAUGUAUUUUGAGGAAGAUAUAUUAAAUGAACAUAAUGAUAAUAAAGUGGAUGAUGUAGAAAGUAUAAAUGAACAAGAAACAUAUUAUACUUUAAACAAUUUAUCAUUAGAUAAUAAUCAUAAUAAUGAUAAAAGACCUUUAUAUGAACCACAUUUAAAUAAAUCAGAUAUGAUACAAAAAUUAAGGGAUAAUAAAAUUAUUAAGGGUGUAUUUAGUGUUAUAUGUGUUAAUAAAUUAGCCUUGGUUAAAUUUUCUGAUCUAGAUGAAAUCGUUAUAAGAGGCACGAAAUAUAUGAACAGAGCUAUUCAUAAUGAUGUAGUUGCUGUUGAAAUUAUUGAUGAACCAAAUGACGAUCUUUAUGAAGAAGAUUAUCUCGAAGAACAAAUAAGCCCAGAAGAAGAAGAUGAUGAAGAACAAGAAAUAGACGUAAAGGCACAAGUAGAUGUACAUAUAGAUGUAGAUGCAGAAGGAGUAGGGGAAAAGGACACUAUAAAAAUAAAUAAUAUUAUUAAGGAUAAAAGAUUAAAUGGUUAUAUAAAAAAUGAGGAUAUAAAAGAAAAAGAACAUAUUAAUAAUAUAUAUAAUAAACAAAAUAAUCGUUUUGAAAAGGAUAUAAUUAAUUCGUAUGAAAACAAAAUGAAUGUUACAUAUAAUAACCAAAUGAGUGAAAAAAAAAAAUUAUAUGGAAAAGUUGUAGGAAUUAUAAGUAGAUGUAGAAAAGAGUAUGGAGGUAUUAUUAAAGAAUAUUCAAAUAAUUUAAAUAAUAUAAAGAAAAAAUUAAUGUUUUUUAAAGCUUUUAAUAAUAAAAUACCAUAUAUUAUGAUAAAAGCACAAUUAGAAGAAGAGUUACGUAAUAAAAGAGUUAUUGUUACUAUAGAUAAUUGGGAUAUAUAUUCAAGAAACCCUUUAGGUAGAUGUAUAAGUGUCUUAGGAAAUUGUGAUGAUAUAGAAACUGAAACUAAAUUAAUAUAUAAUGAAUAUAAUAUAUCAACUAGAGAAUUUAGUGAAAAUGUAUAUAAGUGUUUACCACCAAAUAAUUGGGUAAUACCAGAAGAAGAAUAUGCAAAAAGGAAUGAUUUUAGAAAUGUAUUAACAUUUAGUAUUGAUCCUCCAGGUUGUCAAGAUAUUGAUGAUGCUUUAUCUGUUGAAUUUUUAAAAGAAGAAGGAAAUAUAGAAGAUGGUUAUAAUAAUAUAUACAGAAUAGGUGUACAUAUAGCUGAUGUAUCUUAUUUCGUAAAACAAAAUAGUCCUAUUGAUUUAGAAGCUUCUAAAAGAUGUACCACCGUAUAUUUAAUAAAUCAAAGAGUUGAUAUGUUACCUAAAUUAUUAACAACAAAUUUAUGUUCAUUAGUAGAAGGAGAAGAACGUUUAACAUAUAGUUGUAUUUUUUGUUUUAAUAAAAAUUUUGAUAUAAUAGAUAUUAGUGUAAAAAAAUGUAUAAUAAAAAGUAAUAAAUCCUUUUCUUAUGAAGAAGCACAAAAUGUAAUUGAUGAUAAAAAUGAUGAAUCUGAUACAGCAAAAUCUUUAAGAUUAUUAAAUAAGAUAGCAAAACAUUUAAAAGAAAAAUGGUUAAAUGAUGGAGCUCUAGAAUUAAGAGGUAAUACAGAAGUACUAUUUGAAUUUGAAGCUAAUGACUUUUCUAAAGCAAAAAAUUUGAAACCUUAUGUAUGUUAUGAGACAAAUAAAUUAAUUGAAGCAUUUAUGCUUUUAGCUAACCGCUCAGUAGCUAGAAUUAUAUUUCAAAAUUUUAAAGCAGCUAGUGUGUUAAGAAGACAUCCACCUCCAAAACAUGAAUAUUUAAAAGAAUUAAAUGAUUAUUUAAAAACUAUAAAAGUUUAUGAUUUUAAAUAUAAUACAUCUAAAGAAUUAUCUCAUUCUAUUAAUAAUAUUAAUUUAAAAAAUGAUAAUAUUUUAUCUAAUAUAUUAAAAGUUAUGGUAACCAAAUGUAUGAAUGAAGCUGUAUUUAUAUCAGGAUAUAAUGUACAUAAUAAUGAUAUGUUAAAACAUUAUGGUUUAGCUGCUGAUAUAUAUACAUUUUUUACAUCUCCUAUUAGAAGAUAUGCUGAUAUUAUGGUUCACAGAAUAUUAAAUCAUAUAUAUGAAAUUGAACAACUAGAUACAAAAUAUCUUGAUAUUAUUUAUUUAAAUAAACAAGUAGCAUUAUUAAAUGAAAAAUACAGAAAUGCAAGAUUUGCAUCAAGAGCUUCUGUAGAUUUCUUUUCAUAUCUUUAUAUUAAAAAAAUUGGUAAUCAAAUUACUAACGCGGUUAUAACAAAUUUAAAAAAAAAUGGUAUACAGAUAUUUCUAAUUGAUUAUUCUACAGAGGGUAUAUGUUAUUUAAAAAGAAAAGAUGGUUUUCUUUUUGAUGAAAAAAAAAAAAGAUUUGUUAAAAUCGAUAAACAUAAAAAAGAACUCUUCCAUUUAAGUUUUUAUGAUAAAAUACAAGUACAUAUGCAGGUCGAUAAUUAUGAUAUCAAAUGUCAAAAUCAUUUUAUUUUUAUUAAGAAAAUAUAA